AAAAGUCUUUAAACUGUUAGCUAUGAAUUUGUCUGAUGAUUUAAUUCAAAAAUGCCUUAUUGAUUGGCGUAUUAAAUUUUACGAAUACACUCGCUUCAAGGAUGUUGAGUUAAUUGGAGAAGGUGGACAUGGAAAAGUGUAUCGUGCUACUCUCAAGAAUAAUGGAAUUACUGUCGCAUUAAAGUCAUUUAAAAGUAAUAAUAUGACCUUUAGAGAAAUUGUUAAUGAGGUAGUUGUGGACAUGCAUUCUAAUAUUAUACGCCUACACGGCGCUACUAAAAACGAAGAUCAACCGAAUUUAAGGUCCACAAAUUAUAUGUUUGUACUUGAAUAUGCUGAUAGUGGUACUUUAAGGUCGUAUUUGCGGAAUCAUUUUAAAGAUCUUUCCUGGAAUGAUAAGAUUAAUUUUGCGCUACAGAUUGCUAGUGCUGUUAAAUUAUUGCAUGCUGAAGAUAUAAUACAUCGUGAUUUGCCACAUCAACUUGCUUCAUUAAUUGUGGAUAUUAAAAAUGGUGUUCGAGAAACUCAUAUCAAAGGAACACCGUCCACAUAUAUCAAGAUCUAUUCAGAUUGCUGGCAACAUGAUCCUGAUAGUCGACCAGAUAUCCAGCAAGUCUUUUUAAACCUAAAAAAUUUAAUUACCAAUUAUAAACAGUCUAUAAAUAGUAUUGCUCAAGACUCGAAUACAUUAGAAACUCACGGAUCUACUCAAUCAAAUGAUCAAAGUA
Messenger RNA from Racocetra persica, 728 nucleotides. The record is from the annotation of a GenBank genome assembly. Lineage: Eukaryota; Fungi; Glomeromycota; Glomeromycetes; Diversisporales; Gigasporaceae.